AUGGCCAGGGGUUUCUGGUCUGGACCACAGCUCUGCCGGAGCCAGCCCUGCCUGCGCCAGCCGCUGCCUGUCCCUGCCCGAGGAUUAGCCGUGCUCCACCUGGCCUGCCCGGGAUUUGAUGGGGAACCCCGUGGCCAAGCGGGCACCCGGGCGCAGCUGGACGUGCUGGAGGCCCUGUUCGCCAAGACCCGCUACCCCGACAUCUUCAUGCGGGAGGAGGUGGCCUUGAAAAUCAACCUGCCCGAGUCCAGGGUGCAGGUGUGGUUUAAAAACCGCCGGGCCAAGUGCCGGCAGCAGCAGCAGCAGCAGCAGAACGGGGGCCAGAACAAGGUACGGCCAGCUAAAAAGAAGAAUUCGCCGGCCCGGGAAGUGAGUUCGGAGAGCGGGACCAGCGGGCAGUUCACCCCCCCCUCCAGCACCUCCUUCCCCACCAUUUCCAGCAGCAGCGCGCCCGUGUCCAUUUGGAGCCCAGCGUCCAUCUCCCCGCUCUCAGACCCCCUGUCCACCUCUUCCUCCUGCAUGCAGAGAUCCUACCCCAUGACCUACACCCAGGCAUCGGGCUACAGCCAAGGAUACGCUGGCUCGACCUCUUAUUUCGGAGGGAUGGACUGUGGAUCUUACUUGACCCCUAUGCACCAUCAGCUUCCCGGACCGGGGGCCACCCUGAGUCCCAUGGGUGCCAACGCGGUCACCAGCCACCCCAGCCAGUCUCCAGCCUCCCUCUCCACCCAGGGCUACGGAGCCACCAGUUUGGGCUUUAACUCCACCACCGAUUGCUUGGAUUAUAAAGACCAAACCGCCUCCUGGAAGUUAAACUUCAAUGCUGACUGCUUGGAUUAUAAGGACCAGACGUCGUCAUGGAAGUUCCAGGUUUUGUGAAGAACCUUGGUGAUAACGAGAGAAAUGGCGACGAGAACGAACAGGCUGGGCUGAACGCUCCCGGCUUUAGUCAGGUCUUGGUUAAAUUAAAGAGAAAAAUUAACUCAACGGACAAACAAACGAACAAAAAAAAAACCCGACAGCAACAAGAGGGGGACGGUGUUGGUGUGAUCCCGUUCAGACUCAUCUCCUGCUCAGACGCUCUGGAAAAGGAAUAAUAAAGAGGAAAAAAACGGAGGAGGAAGGCCUUAAACGGACAGAUCAUCUAGCGAGCAGAAAACAGACAGACCCAUCUGUGUUCUUUCUAGUUUUAGGCAAUUGUUGGGUUCCUUUGUUUGGAAGGGGUGGGAGCUCGUCCCACCUACAGGCCAGUUUAAAAAAAAAAAAAAAAGAAAAAAAAAAAAGUAAAAAAAAAAAGUCUAGGUUUUUCUUUCUUUUUUUGUGUGUGCGUGGAAAGAUCCUUCACCCAGAGGUUUCCAAUGUGUUAGCCAACCCUCGGUUAAAAUAUUCGGAAUGGACAGCAUCUCUCUUUUUCUCCCUCUUUUUCUCCCCCCCUCUUUCUUUCGCUCUCGAGCUCAUCCAACGGUUUCAUGCCCGACUUGCUCAAGUUGGCACCCGGAGAACUUGGUUCAGGGCCGUGUGGGUUGUGUGACUGAUUGUCCUAGCUGCACUACUUUAUUUAAAGAUUAAACAAAAAAAAAAAAGAUAAUGUUCAUAAGGAGUCGAUAUGUAGUUUUUAAGAGACAAUCAGUGUGUGUCUUAUAUAAAUGGUACAUCUGUGGUUUUUAAUCUGUGCUAGACUUCAAAACUGUGAUCUCCUGUAUUGUAUGCAACUACGAACGCCGCACCAGCGGGAGUUCUGCUGUGAUUUAAAUAGGUUAUAAUUAUAAGUGAAAUUCAGAGCAACUGAGUUACCUAUUAUCAUCUUUUUAAAAAUAAUUAAAAAAUCUAUAUUAAAAAAAAA
Opisthocomus hoazin is the source of this 1843-nucleotide messenger RNA. The record is from RefSeq and is a predicted model, not a curated record. Lineage: Eukaryota; Metazoa; Chordata; Aves; Opisthocomiformes; Opisthocomidae.